CGCACAGCAUGUGGCGCCCCUGGCAGCGUACUUCACUUCCUGCGGCGGCGCUGGCUGCCGGCCUGUCAACCAUUUCGUACUCGACUCUCAGCGAGCCGGUGCCCCCACCAUCCGCCUUCCCGCUGGUCACACCACCUCCCUCUGCUUCCACGCCGGGCGGUGACAAACUCCGCCUCGCUCGCCGCUUUACGCGCCGUAAGCAGACCAAGCAUCAUCGCUACGUGAUUGUGGGCUCGGGUACGGCCGCCAACGCCGCCAUCGAGGCUAUCCGCCAAGAGGAUGCCAGCGCCGACAUUCUCGUGCUCAGCGACGAGAACGCGUUACCCCGUCUCGACUAUGGCUCGCAGCAGCCCGACGAUGAAGAAACCGAAGCUGACGAGCCGCCGCUAGCACCCGCGUUGCUGGAGAGCUACAACGAAUGGCGUCGUCACUUAAGCGCGCGCUUCGAAGAUGAUGCAGCCUCGUCCGUUGGGCCUCCGCCGCUCACGCUGCUGCUGGACAAGCGGCCGCUUGAGUUCGACGUGGAAAAGAAUCGCGUAUUACUUGGAGACGGCACUGAAGUCCGCUAUGAGCGCUGCCUCGUGGCGUCAGCUGGCCGGCCUCGACAUUUCUACGUUCUGGACAGCGAUCGCGUGUCGUACGCGCUCAAAGACCGCGUCAACACAUGCACGACACGCGCGGACUUCGUGCGGUUAGACCAACUGGCAGCCGGAGGGUCCGAGGAAGGUGGUGGAAAUGUGCAGAGCGUGCUGGUCAUCGGCGCGGGCUUUCUUGGCUGUGAAGUGGCCUGCGCGUUGGCUACAGACCCUCGGAACGACCACAUUAAGACCCAAUUGGUGUUCGUGGAACAGGCACCCGCUGCCAGGUCGCUGCCGCCGUAUCUGGCUGAGGAACUGGGCCGUCGCUUGAGUCGAGCUGGCGUCGAUGUGGUGCCGGACCGACUGGUGACGAGUCUGCGUCCGAGCAUGGACGACGACGACAACGAGAGCGACAGCGGCGUGACCGUCGGCGUGCUGGGCAAGGAUAAACCCGAAGCAGCACUGGACGCGGACUAUGUCGUGCUGGCUUCUACUCACACAGACCCGUCCCCUACGUUGCGCAUGGGACGCGCCACACGCGCGGGCGGCGGCCUUGAACGGGACGAGAAGAACGGCGGACUCGUUGUCAACGCGCAGCUGGAGGCUGUUUCCGGCCUGUUUGUUGCCGGCAACGCCGCUAGUUACUACGACCCAUACCUGGGCAGACGGCGAGUGGACAGAUACGACCACGCAGUCAACAGCGGACUCACGGCCGGCCGUAAUAUGGCCAGGUCGCUUCACGGCGCUGGGAAGAUGAAGACGUACCGACACCAGCCUUUGUUCCGUAGUCAUCUACCAGGCGUCGGCGUUUUGAUUGAAGGUAUCGGCGAAGUAGACUCGUCGCUACGAACUGUGGGCGUGUGGGUGCAGCCGCCCAAUGUCGGCGCAGGCUCCAACGGUGGGCGAGGAAUGCCAUACGAGCGUGGUGUGGUGUACUACCUCAAAGGUAACAAGAUCAUGGGCAUUGUACUGUGGAACGCGUCGGAUGUGCUGGAGAGUGCGCGCCAGUUGAUGCUUUCCCGGCCGGAGAUCCGAGACAAUGUGGUGGAGGAACUCAAGCACACUAUCUCACUCGCGCCGAACGAGUGGCUACAUGUGGUCUCCACGUAGACAGUCGGGACGGGUCUUGUGGGUGAUGAAAUGAACCAAAGUUGACAAGCCUCGA
Messenger RNA from Phytophthora infestans T30-4, 1743 nucleotides. Its product is annotated as apoptosis-inducing factor 1, putative. Gene Ontology annotation, molecular function: NAD(P)H oxidase H2O2-forming activity; protein dimerization activity; FAD binding. The record is from RefSeq and is a predicted model, not a curated record. The coding region runs from base 9 to 1688 and encodes 559 amino acids. Gene Ontology annotation, biological process: programmed cell death; mitochondrial respiratory chain complex assembly. Lineage: Eukaryota; Oomycota; Peronosporomycetes; Peronosporales; Peronosporaceae. Gene Ontology annotation, cellular component: mitochondrion; cytoplasm. The transcript has a single exon.